Molecule: messenger RNA, 616 nt
Organism: Uloborus diversus
Lineage: Eukaryota; Metazoa; Arthropoda; Arachnida; Araneae; Uloboridae
Product: cuticle protein 14-like
Exons: 3
Coding region: 115-546 (143 amino acids)
Cellular component (GO): chitin-based extracellular matrix
Molecular function (GO): structural constituent of chitin-based larval cuticle
Source: RefSeq, a predicted model, not a curated record
ACGAAUCAAUAUGUAUGGGGAAUACAUGAUCGGCGGAUAAGCGAAUCUAUAAGAAGGCGUCUACCGCUAAGAAAGUCCUGUUGCUCUGCCCCUGGAAGACCAUCUAUACAUCCUAUGAUGAAGGUCUUAGUUUUGCUAUCCUUGGUCGUGGCGUCCCAAGCGGCAGCAAUCGUGUACCACCCAGCCUGGUAUCCUUCCGCAUCUGCAUAUCAAGCCAAAGACAACUUGGGCAACUACGUCUUCAGCCACCACGAUGCGCAUCCAGGGGGACCCUCCUUCCACAGUGAAUCCGGAGACAUCACUGGUCGCAAAGUGGGCUCCUAUGGCGUCAAGGACCCAGACGGCAAAGUCCGAGUGGUCAGUUACGUCGCCGACCACGAAGGGUUCAAGGCCGACAUCCACACUUCCGAGAAGUUACCCGAAGACCACAAAGAUCCGGCCAACGUGAAGACUUCUGAGGUCAAGCCUGUUCCUGUCGUGUACGCUCAUCCCUUUCCUUAUUAUGGAUAUCCUUACCACCUAUCAUACGUCGUGCCAAAAAUUUGAACCAACCACUUUCUAACGUAUUAUCAACAUUUUUGUGGAAAUGUAUAAUAAAAUAGUUUCGUUUCUGAAA